GCCAACUUGUCUGAUCAAGCAACUUUGAGACCACAGAAGGAGAAUGUGACAUCUGUAAGUAAAGACGGAGCACAAAAACCUUGUUCCAACACCAAAGCAGCAUCAGUUAGAACUAGGACUGGUGUAAAUAAACGAAAAGCUAGGAAAGAUGAUAGUCCAAAGGAACGCUCUGCCAAACAGAGGAAGAAGGACUCUGUCUCCAACUCUAAUUUCCAACAUCAAGAGACAAAGGAAGAGUCUGCCAAACCUCGCUCCAACACCAGAUAAGCAACAGUUAGUACCAGGACUGGUGUAAAUAAACGAAAAGCAAGGCAAGAUGAUAGUCCCAUGGAACGCUCUGCCAAACAGAGGAAGAAGGACUCUGUCUCCAACUCUACUUUCCAACAUCAAGAGACAAAGGAAGAGUCUACCAAACCUCGCUCCAACACCAGAGCAGCAACAGUUAGUACCAGGACUGGUGUAAAUAAACAAAAAUCAAGGCAAGAUGAUAGUCCCAUGGAACGCUCUGCCAAACAGAGGAAGAAGGACUCUGUCUCCAACUCUAAUUUCCAACAUCAAGAGACAAAGGAAGAGUCUGCCAAACCUCGCUCCAACACCAGCGAAGCAACAGUUAGUACCAGGACUGGUGUAAAUAAACGAAAAUCAAGGCAAGAUGAUAGUCCCAUGGAACGCUCUGCCAAACAGAGGAAGAAGGACUCUGUCUCCAACUCUACUUUCCAACAUCAAGAGACAAAGGAAGAGUCUACCAAACCUCACUCCAACACCAGAGAAGCAACAGUUAGUACCAGGACUGGUGUAAAUAAACGAAAAGCAAGGCAAGAUGAUAGUCCCAUGGACCACUCUGCUAAACAGAGGAAGAAGGACUCUGUCUCCAACUCUACUUUCCAACAUCAAGAGACAAAGGAAGAGUCUACCAAACCUCACUCCAACACCAGAGCAGUAACAGUUAAUACCAGGACUGGUGUAAAUAAACGAAAAGUAAGCCAAGAUAAUAGUCCCAAGGAACGCUCUGCUAAACAGAGGAAGAAGGACUCUAUCUCUAAAUCUACUUCCCAACAUCAAGAGACAAAGGAGGAGUCUACCAAACCUCGCUCCAACACCAGAGCAUUAAAAACAUUGUGUGUGGGUUUCAGAGCAUUUUUCGGGUUCUAA
Rana temporaria (common frog) is the source of this 1152-nucleotide messenger RNA. RefSeq names its product sp110 nuclear body protein-like. The record is from RefSeq and is a predicted model, not a curated record. Lineage: Eukaryota; Metazoa; Chordata; Amphibia; Anura; Ranidae. The transcript has 2 exons. The coding region runs from base 328 to 1152 and encodes 274 amino acids.